Blepharisma stoltei is the source of this 970-nucleotide messenger RNA. The record is from the annotation of a GenBank genome assembly. NCBI's taxonomy places the organism in Eukaryota, Ciliophora, Heterotrichea, Heterotrichida, Blepharismidae.
AUGAUAAUUUCAGGACUUUUUUUAUUUCUUACGAUAGCCAACUUCUUUAUUUUGAAAAAAUAUUUUAAAAAAGUGAAAAUUCGGCAAAGCUCCUAUCAAUUUUUAAUCAUGUUUUUAACGAAUUACUUUUCCUUACUAUAUUUUGCAACCAUUGAUGAAUGACUGACUAGCUCUUUUAAAGCCUGUGGCAUGGAAGAAUUAAUUCCAAGUAUACUUAUUUCAAUUACAAGCUGAUUUACUUCAGCAAACCCUUCUUUCAGCAGCCAAAGUUUUUCACAUCCCUAUUAUAUCCUCUUUAUUGCAUAUAACUUUGGCUUUUCACUCGCUGUCUAUGCAACGAAAAAGCUUGGCAAUCACAAUUUGGCAAUUUUAUUAUGACUUUCACUGUGCGUCAUAAGCCUUCUUGCAGAUUUAUCUUGCAUUACUGACUCAUUAUUGAUAUCUAAUUCUUUAUUUUGGCUUAUUUUUGCAUUUUUAAAAUACAUUGUAGCUUCAUUAGCCAUCCAGUUCUUUCAUUUUUAUAAUUUUACAAUUAUGUAUCAAUGGCAUGAAUUUGGGAAAAAUUUUGAUGUAAAAUCAAAAACUAUUCUUUAUGGGCAUAAGCUUGGAAUAGUUAUGAUGCUAAUAAUUUAAAAUGAGAAUAGAGCUUAUACGCAUAUUAAUAGCAAUUAAGGAUAGCAAAAAUGCUGAAAUAAACUUUCUUAAACUAAUUGAAAUUUUAAUUGUCUUGCUAUCUUUCUUUAUUGCAACUAGCUGGACACUUGAAACUGUAGAAACUAUGUGACCAAAUAUUUGGAUUUUCAGAGAGGGCUAUUAUUUUUUAGUAUCAAGAAGUAUAGCGAGGCUCCUCAAAGAUUUUGACGGCAAAAUAUGAGACCGAAGAGAAUGUUGGCUCUCAUUUUGCAAUCAAAUAGGUAUAUAUACAUACCUAAAGAUUUUAUGCUUGAUUUAUACUUUGAAGAUUAAUUAA